Cannabis sativa is the source of this 1028-nucleotide messenger RNA. RefSeq lists its product as uncharacterized. Lineage: Eukaryota; Viridiplantae; Streptophyta; Magnoliopsida; Rosales; Cannabaceae. The record is from RefSeq and is a predicted model, not a curated record. The coding region runs from base 283 to 903 and encodes 206 amino acids. The transcript is spliced from 4 exons.
GAAACACUCAUCAAGAAGUCCCAACGGUCGAAAAUGCUUUUAAUUAAAAACAUAAGCACUUACAUCAGCUAAAACUGACGUUACUUUUUUCGAAAAUAUACAAAAAUCUCUGUAUAUUACUAUUUCUUCUUCACGCCUCCAUUUUCACAUUCUCAACACCUCUUUCCAAAUCUCAAUCACCAUCAUAACACUUAUCAAUAUCCAAAACCCCAUUACACAAUUCCAUUUUUUUUUCUUUUCUUUCUUUGAUUCUUAUUGAUUUUUCUCUUUCAUUUUUUGCAGAUGGACCCAGAAAACAUCGAUUGGAACAGCAUCGAAUCCGAGUUCGUUGAAGAUGGAACUUACGAGAACAUCAAAGCUCCCAAAUGGGUUGACUUGUCUGCUCCAGAUGAGCUUGUGGAAGAAGACGAUGAAGCUUGGUUCUGCAAUUCGAAUUGUAAGCAUCCCAAGACUGUUGAAGAUUUUUUUAAACCCACACAAAAUUCCAAGGUCAAGCUAUUAAGGUCUUUAUCUGUUUCUGAAGUUCUUUCAUUUAGAGCUACAAAUCAAAGAGAUGUUAUGAGAACAAAAUCCCAGAAAACAAAACCCUUCAAUUUUCCGGGAAAGUUUGAAGAAAACAGGGAAAACAAUAAUCCAAACACUUCACAUUAUCAGCCAUUUGGAAAAUCAAAUGUGAAAUCUAAAGGAAUUCCUGGGCUGAAAAGUACAUUUUCGAGACGUGAUUUGUUUGGAGGAAGAGAUAUAGUGAAUCAGAUCACAGAGUUGUGUUCGGAGAUUAAGAAAUUUGGUAGAAAAGGUUUGAAGAAGAAAGGUGGAGUUUUGGAUGAACUGAAACAGAGAGUUAGAGACAGAGAUAGAGAGACAAAGCCUUUGAUUGUUAGAGAAGAUUAUGAUGAAAUAUGAUGAUGAUGAUGAUGACUUAAUGAGUUAAUAAUGAUUUUGAUUUUGAUCAUGUAAAUAAUUACUCCACACGUUAUAUUUGUGUAUAAAUAAAUUUGAAAUGGGAAUUAAAAGUGAAAAUUUCUUAG